UGUCUUCGUGAGGUCGGGUUGGUGCCAUCGAGCUGCAUGCAAGCAUGUCUUAUUCUGCUAAAAUUGGUCCCUCUAUUUUGAGCAGUGAUCUGUCUCAACUUGGAGAUGAGUGCAAACGAAUGAUGGAAUGUGGUGCGGAUUACCUUCACCUUGACGUGAUGGACGGCCACUUCGUGCCAAAUAUCACGUUCGGUCACCCAAUGGUAGAAUGUCUCCGAAACGCUGUUGGUCCUGACCCCUUUUUCGACAUGCAUAUGAUGGUGUCGCGGCCAGAGCAGUGGGUGAAGCCUAUGGCGGCGGCUGGAGCCAGCCAGUACACCUUCCACCUGGAGGCCACCACCAACCCCGGCAACCUCAUCAAGGAGAUCAGGGAGAGCAACAUGAAGGUGGGCCUGGCCAUCAAGCCUGGGACCACGGUGGAGGAGCUGGCCCCCUGGGCAGCCCUGAUCGACAUGGCCCUGGUCAUGACUGUGGAGCCUGGCUUUGGAGGACAGAAGUUCAUGGAGGACAUGAUGCCCAAGGUUAGUUGGCUCCGCAGUCAGUUUCCUUCUCUGGACAUUGAAGUCGAUGGGGGAGUAGGACCAGGAAGCAUACACAAAUGUGCUGACGCAGGGGCCAACAUGAUCGUGUCGGGUAGUGCUGUCGUCAGUAGCGAAGACCCACGCUCCGUCAUUGCCCUGCUCAAGAACGUCGUCAUGGAGGCCAUCCAGAAACGCUCUCUCGACCGCUGACCUGCCUGGCGCAGACACCAGAGGAGGCAUGGAGGACACCCCCAAAUCCACCCCUCCAGAGCACCCCAGGUUCAUCCCCACCACGCAUAUACAGCCACCGACGCCACCUCGGAAAGCACCUGUGACUCUGCAUUAAUCCUAUGAUAGCUGCUGUUCAGUUGUUUUUUUUUUUUGCCUGUUCAUGUUUUUUGUGGCUGUCGUGGUGGAUUGGUGGGCCACUCAGAACCCUUCUGGUGUUGAAGAAGCUCUGCUCAACCUGGACUUGUGUUGUGGGGUUGGGCCUGGGGUGGGGUGGGGUGGGGUUACUGUCUGAACCUGAGGCACCUUGCUCUACAAUUCAUGGAAACCCACCAUCAUCACUUCUGAUUUUGUAGACGCUUGCAGAAAUGGACUCGCAAGUGUGUCUCACUUCUGCCGGGAAGAUGGCCUCUGUCUAAUCUCUCUGCUCACCGACAGAAGCGUUCACUUCCUCCGUGACGUGCCUCUGUGGUAGACGAGCAAAACUCAACUCUCUCUUUCUCUCUCAAUGUUCUCUCUAGCACUUGAUCUGUUUCUCUCUCGUCUGCAUUCCCUGAUUAUUAACACCAACAACUGUAUAUUAGAAUGGACAACAAGGUUCCAUUCUAUCAAGAAAAAAAACAGAUUUAAGGCAUUUUCAUUUCGAUAUUUGCAACCAGAACACCAAAUGUCCUGAUUGGAAUCAGAAUCAGAAAUCAGAAAUUCCCCUCUCAAAAUUAUGGCAUUUGAUUCGGUAUCGAGUGUAGGCAUUUCUGAUUGGUAAUUCAAAGAAUAUCUGGUGUUCUGCAAAUCGGGAAUUUAAAUGGUGUGAAAAUCAAAUGACGUCCUUUCCUGUUCCUCCAACUUUUGAUGCAAGGCUCAACAUCACUGAUUUUUAUUCAAUAUUUAAUUUUCAAUAUUUAAUUCAAUCAGAAACACUUUCUCAGUUGCAAUCGAGAUGCCUAAUGGGGGAAAGCCCCAUGAAAGUCGCUCUGUGCCACAGGGACAGCAGAGUUAGAGUACAGGAGGACCAGGAGAGGACGAGAGAAAGUAGUUUGACUUGCUCCUGAGGCUUGAAGUCCAAACUAUGCUGUGUCCGUAGACUGUACAUUCAUAUACAGUAUAU
This is a messenger RNA of Engraulis encrasicolus (European anchovy), 1854 nucleotides long. It is a transcript of the gene rpe, whose product is annotated as ribulose-5-phosphate-3-epimerase. Gene Ontology annotation, biological process: pentose-phosphate shunt; carbohydrate metabolic process; pentose-phosphate shunt, non-oxidative branch. Gene Ontology annotation, molecular function: D-ribulose-phosphate 3-epimerase activity; metal ion binding. Bases 45 to 731 code for a protein of 228 amino acids. Lineage: Eukaryota; Metazoa; Chordata; Actinopteri; Clupeiformes; Engraulidae. The transcript has 6 exons. Gene Ontology annotation, cellular component: cytosol. The record is from RefSeq and is a predicted model, not a curated record.